Molecule: messenger RNA, 3148 nt
Organism: Limulus polyphemus (Atlantic horseshoe crab)
Lineage: Eukaryota; Metazoa; Arthropoda; Merostomata; Xiphosura; Limulidae
Product: S-formylglutathione hydrolase-like
Exons: 9
Coding region: 163-1074 (303 amino acids)
Biological process (GO): formaldehyde catabolic process
Cellular component (GO): cytosol
Molecular function (GO): S-formylglutathione hydrolase activity
Source: RefSeq, a predicted model, not a curated record
UUGUUGCAUUUGUACGGUCACAUGAUUAGACAGGCCUUUAUCUAUUCUGUUACACUAAAUUUGAAGUCUUUACAGUUAAAAAAAAUUUACCACAUUAUUGCCCGGUUGUUCCACCAAUCAUCACAACAAAGUGUUCUGCAUUUUACUUAAAGCCUACAGCACAUGCCCAAAGAGGACUACAACCAGUUUACUGACAAUAGUUUUGUUUCCAGAAUCAUGUCAUCUUUAACCCCAGUUUCAAGCAAUCGUUGUUUUGGAGGAUACCAAAAGGUGUACAGUCAUGAAAGUUCAGAGCUGAAGUGCAAAAUGAAUUUUUCUGUAUACCUUCCACCACAGGCUGAGGAGAAGAAAGUUCCUGUUUUAUACUGGCUAUCAGGGCUAACGUGUACAGAGCAAAAUUUCAUUCAGAAAGCUGGAGCACAACGAUAUGCAGCAGAAGCUGGUGUGAUGAUUGUCUGCCCAGAUACUAGUCCACGAGGUGUGAACAUUGAAGGAGAAGAUGACAGUUAUGACUUUGGGUCAGGAGCUGGGUUUUAUGUUGAUGCAACUGAAGAAAAGUGGAAGAACCAUUAUAAAAUGUACUCCUAUGUAACUAAAGAACUUCCUGAAAUUAUUAAUGGUAACUUUCCAGCUCUGCCCCACUGCCAGUCUAUCUUUGGACACAGUAUGGGAGGUCAUGGUGCUUUGAUAUGUGCACUGAAAAACCCAGGAAAGUAUUGUAGUGUCUCAGCUUUCUCACCUAUCUGCAAUCCUAUGGAGUGUCCUUGGGGACAAAAAGCAUUCACUGGUUAUUUGGGGAAAGACAAAGAAACAUGGAAAGAAUAUGAUGCUACUCAUCUUGUUAAAAAAUACCAAGGGCCACCUCUGACUAUUCUGAUUGAUCAGGGAAAAGAUGAUAAUUUUCUGAAGGAAGGGCAGCUUCUUCCUGACAACUUUGUUGCUGCUUGCACAGAAAAUAAAAUGCCUGUUAUAUUGAGAAUGCAAGAGACUUAUGACCACAGUUACUACUUCAUUGCCACCUUUGUUGAAGAUCACAUCAAGCACCACUUAGAAUACCUUGGCAUGAAAAGUUAAUAUUUGAAAGCUCAAGUAAGAAGUCUUCAUGUGAAUUUCAAUGAAACUGGAAAAAAAAAAAAGUUUUGAAAAAAAUAUGCAUACCUUUAGAUACUUUUAUGUUAAUAACAUUGGAUGUGGAGUUCUUAAACAGUAAACCAGUGAAAAAAUGUUUGUCUCUAAUUGUUUGUACUUGAUAUUUUGUGCAACUCUUGAAUUUCCAUCGAAAUUAUCUUUAUUAGAACUUUCAUUUCUAAAAAACAGUUCAGAGAUAUAACACAAUAUAUAGGUGGCUUCUGAGGUGAUUUUUCAAAAUAACAUUACAUUGCAAUUGAAGAAAAUGUGGAAUAACCCCCAUAAUAGGUGAAAAAAAUACUUUAAUAAUAAAUAAUGGUAAUCUAUAUUCAAAUGGUUUACCUUAAAUGUUUAUAUGGUUUAGUACUGUAUAUCAAUAAAGUUAUUAUUUGCACAGAAGAAAAUACAUUGCUGUAUGACCUACUGUUUUUUCAAAUGGAGGAAACAUAAAAGUAUUUGCUUUUUAGUACUAUAAAAUAAAUAAACUUCUUUUAAAAUAGUAGAAAAACACCUUUGAGCACACUCUCAAGACCUUACAGAAAUGUUACAUAGUGCUCUGAUAAUAUGCUUAAGAUAAUUUCUCUCCCUUGCUGUUUGACUUGAUAGUGCUGGAACCUUGUUUUGUUAGCCUAUAUUUACCUACUAUAGAUAUCUUUUAAUUCUAACACAAAUUUAAAUGUCUAUAUAUAUAUAUAUAUAUAUGCAAAAGAAAAACAAUAUCUGCUUUAAUCUUCCUGACAUGUAAUAGAUAACUUACAAAUAAAGAUAUUCAUUGUAUUAGGCACACAGCCUGAGCAAAUAUAAAUACUUGGUUAAUAUUUUUUGUUUUUUGUAUUUUCUAUUGUCUUGAACUUGAGGAUUUGUUUAACUAAAUUAAAGAUGUCUUCUCUGAUUAUAUACGUUAUGAUCAAGUUUCAGAAAUAUAAUUUUGUGCUAAAAAGUGAUUACUAAAACCAUUUGUGAAUGGGGUGUUUAAUGGGUGUAUACAAAUGAGUUGCUUAUAAAAUUUCAGUUUGACUAUUCAUUAACCUUGCAGAUAUUAUAGAAUAUCAGUAUCCAACUGAUAAAAUCAAAUCAUAUUUAAGCAAUAAUGUUUAAAACACUUCAAUAUUAAGUUAUAUCUUUGCUAGCAAAUGCUUUAAAGUUUUAUUAAUAACUAUAAGCUAUUAGUAAAGCUGGUAUUAUAUAGUUUUACCAGUAAACAGUAAUGUGUGGAGUGAUGAAAGAGGCAAAAAAAUAUGAGAAUUGAAAUUCAAAUUAAUUAAAUCACUUUAUGCUUCAGUCUUAAAAUAUCUUUUAUUCCUUUUAGCACCCUCAUCCUUAGUGGGGUGAAUUUCAAUGUUAGAUAUAACGUACAUUUAAAGGCUAACAAUUAAGCAUUAACAACAACUACAAUUGUUAAAGUGCUUCAGUUGAGCCUUGAACUUUUAUCAGAUCCUUUUGAUGAGACCAAAUUAACCCAAAAUUUAUGUUUGGCAAAUUAAUGGUUGGCCCACAUAAUAACUUCAGUUAUCUGUAAGUUAAAAUAAAAUAUUAUAAUCUCCACAUAAUGGUGAUUUAAAAAAAAUAUAUUUCAGCUAAUGUUUUGCCAUUGUGGUUUAUAUGGAGAGUAAAACUCGUUUUUGUUUUUUUUCUAACUUUGGUGCCAGAGUUGUCUAAGUCCCUCCAGUAUGCACUACAAAUUCUGAAAAACAAAGUUAUCUGUAAGUCUAAAACAGUUUAAAUUGGAAAUUGUGUUAAUCUUUAUCAGAUUUAUAUUCAUACACAUACUCAUUAAAUAUAUGCAGAUUUAGUUAUUUGUGUUAACAUUAAAUUCCCUGCCUCAACUGCAGUCUUGUAUUGUGUGUAGUAAGAUGUGUUUUUCAACGUAGCACGCUGGUGUGUAGUAAGGAAGGCGGUAGGCGAGACGUAUAACAUUGUUUUGUAGUUUUUGUAGAAUCAACAGUUGUUUGUUAUUCAUAUUACAUGUAACCAUUGAGCCAUAAUCUAAUAAAAGUCUGAUAAAUGUUUUAUAAAUGUA